Molecule: messenger RNA, 1790 nt
Organism: Salvelinus sp. IW2-2015
Lineage: Eukaryota; Metazoa; Chordata; Actinopteri; Salmoniformes; Salmonidae
Product: profilin-2
Biological process (GO): regulation of actin filament polymerization; actin cytoskeleton organization; positive regulation of actin filament bundle assembly
Cellular component (GO): cytoplasm
Molecular function (GO): actin binding
Source: RefSeq, a predicted model, not a curated record
CAUAUUGACAAGUUAGUAAAAUAGACACGGUCCAAUUCUUUGGAUCUGUAAUACCCAUUUUAUUCAUCCGCGACAACCUACGAUUUGCUACGAAGUUCAACCUAACAACGACUGCGCGGAGUGAUUUAUUUAAGGACUACACCCAGGCGCUGCUCGAAUGCAGUGGGUUCUCUUCUCUGUCAAACCCAGAAGAAAGCGGGGUCGUGACGGAACUGGGGAAUUGUCGGAGGUCCCAGAAUCACCGAAAAAUAUAGUUUACAGAAACCUCAGUGUUGUGCGAGAGUACCCGUCAGAUAUAGAUUUUUAAGAUUUUUCCAUAUUUGAACUAAUACGCAAGUAUGUCCUGGCAAGGCUACGUGGAUAACCUGAUGGCCGAUGGCAGCUGCCAGGACUCUGCCAUUGUUGGGUACACGGACGCUAAGUAUGUCUGGGCAUCGUUUCCCGGUGGUACAUUUGUUAACAUAACGGUUGACGAAAUCGACAUCAUAGUAGGAAAGGACCGAGAAGCUUUCUUCUGCGGCGGGCUGACCCUAGGCCAAAAGAAGUUCUCUGUCAUCAGAGACAGCCUCCACUCCGAUGGGGACUGGACAAUGGACAUCAGGACAAAGAGUCAAGGAGGAGAGCCCACAUACAACGUUUCCAUAGGCAAAGCCGGCAAAGCAUUGGUUUUAGUCAUGGGAAAGGAAGGUGUCCAUGGAGGGCAGCUCAACAAGAAAGCGUAUACAAUGGCUGACUACCUGAGGAAGUCUGGAUACUAAAGCAGCCUCUGCCCAGCCUCCUAGCAGCUCACCCUUUCCACCCUCUUGCGUUUCACAGUACUUCCAGUUCUAGUUGGUAGUUGCUUCUUUUCUGCCCCCUCCCAUUUUUUUUGCUCCAUUUUUAUUUUAUUUAUCCCCCUUUCUCUUGUCUUUUUCCAGUCAUCUUUAUGCAUUCACACUGUGUACUCUAUUCCAUUCUAGCACUACUGUUGCACCAUAGUUAAAGAUGAGCAUGUUGUUAACAGGACAUUGUGACAAAUCUGUACUUAUAAAGACCUGCACCAUUCUAGCCAAUGCUCAGUGAAAACCCUAAAGUGAAGGAAACCUAAAUUAAACUGAGAUUUCAUAUGAUGGUGCCCGGUAGUUCAGACCCUUUAGCAGCCGAUGCCUUUGGAGCACUUGAGCAGUAAUCAAGCUCAUAUUGUCUUCCUUUUCUAGAGCAUGUCUGGGAGGGGAAACUGCAUGCAUAUCUUUGAGCCUACUGAAAUACUGUUCCGCGUGCCCUGUAACUCCUGCCAAAUGUCUGUUCCUCCCUCCCUAUUUCCCAUCCUGUUUGUUCAUAGUAGGUGACACUCCAUCAGUACUCAGGAGGCAUAUUCCUCCAACCACUACACCUUAAAGUCCUCCGUAGCCCCCUCUCCCAGAUGGGUUUUUAAGGGGGGGAGCCCAAUCCAUUUUGGUAUUGAUUGAAUCAAAUGGCAAAACAACGUUGACGCAGGUAGAAUCUCCUCCCACGCCCUCUUCAUGACCUUUCUGACUACAUGAACCCCAUGGACAUUCCAUCGUUGCAAUGGCUCAGGCACUUAAAAUAUUGUUUGCCAGCUCCUGUAAUAUUAUUUUUUAUUUUAAGGCUGCCAUUUUGGACAGUAGAUAUCCCAGCAUAACGAUCUGGAGUGUGUCCAGUUUGAAUUUUUCUUAGGACCAACUUUUGUUGCAGCUUGGGUAUUUAUACAUUUGCUCUAGCUACAUCAUUGUGAAGGAUGACUGCUAGCCUCAUCUUUCUGCUGAAGGCAAAACAACACUAACAUAAAA